AUGCCUUCCACCGUCGUCUCUACCCCCGUGCCCGCCGGCGUCGACCGCAACGCCGUCCUCUCCGCCAUCCACAACCACGACCUGAUGGUCAAGACCCUCUGCCCGGCUCUCAUCUCCUACAACCUCGAGUCCGGCUCCGUCGGCGUCGGCCAGUCCGCCACCUACUCCGUCACUGACAAGAAGCCCAUCGGCCAAACCACUUACCAGCUCACCAUCACCAACCUCGAGGACGGCGUCGACACCCUCGUCAACGCUAAGCCCCCCGUCGGAACUCUCGUCAUCAACGGCAGGUGGCGCAUCGUCAACGAGGCUGCCGGUCUCAUCCUCCGCGAGGAGGUCGACAUCGAGGCCAACAUGCUCAUGAAGAAGAUGGCCAAGGGCAACGUCGAGAAGACCCACCCCGAGCAGCACGCUGCUCUUCUGGUCCAGGCUGGCAAGGCAUAA
Molecule: messenger RNA, 444 nt
Organism: Colletotrichum abscissum
Lineage: Eukaryota; Fungi; Ascomycota; Sordariomycetes; Glomerellales; Glomerellaceae
Exons: 1
Coding region: 1-444 (147 amino acids)
Source: RefSeq, a predicted model, not a curated record